UUCUCCACGUCCGAACAAAUCUUGUUCUCCGGCGCGCAAGCCGUGUCCCGUGCUCCGACUCCGAUCAUAUCUUGAAAGCUGCAGUCGUUUUAACAGUUCUACUCUAAGGAGAAUUAUUGCUUUCUGUCUCUGUAAUUGAACGGAAAUCGAUUGUAUAAGAUGGAACCUGUGACCAAUUCAACUCCCGCCGCUGAAAAUACGGGAUCAAUCAAGGCCCAAGGUAUGCCUGCGAAAGUGGAGGGUUUUGGGCGUUACCUUGAUGAAAUUUUGGGUAAAGUGAACAAGCUUGAGACAAGAGUCAAUGAAAUUGAACAGUUCUACUCAGGUACGAAUGAUACGCAACUGAAUACUCCCAAGCAUGGUUCUGUUAUUAAGGACAGAGUCAAGGAGAGACAUGUCAGUAGCAUUGAGAAGCAGCAACAAGAUGCAUCGCAUAGAGAGGCAGCUGCUUCAAAGAGAAUGCAGGAACUUAUGCGCCACUUUGAAAAUAUUUUAUGUCAUAUCACUCAGCACGAAUGGGCACAUCCUUUUAUGCAUCCAGUUGAUGUAGAAGGUCUUGGGUUACAUGACUAUAAUGAGAUUAUUGAGAAGCCCAUGGACUUCAGUACAAUAAAAAAUAAGAUGGAUGGUAAUGAGUACAACAAUGUCCGGGAGAUUUAUGCUGAUGUUAGGUUGGUUUUUAAGAAUGCAAUGAAAUAUAAUGAUGAAAGAAAUGAUGUCCAUGUAAUGGCCGAUACUUUAUUAAAAAAACUUGAAGAGAAGUGGCUACAACUUUUGCCUAAAGUUGCUGAGGAAGAAAAAAGACAGGAAGAAGAGGAAGCAAAGGCACAGAUAGAUUUGAAGCUUUCACAAGAGGUGGUUCAUGCCAACAUGGCUAGAGAGUUAAGUCACGAACUUUUUGAGGUUGAUAUGCAAUUGGAGAAACUGAGGCAAACUAUUGUCCAACAGUGCAGCAAAAUGUCCACUGAAGAGAAGAAGAAACUUGGAACAGCUAUUCCCCGAUUGUCUCCGGAAGACCUCAGUGAGGCAUUGGAGAUAGUUGCUGAGAACAACCCAGGCUUCCUACCAACAGCACAAGAGGUUGAUCUUGACAUAGAUGCUCAGAGUGAGAUAACUUUGUGGAGGCUAAAGGUUUUUGUGCAAAAUAAAUUAAGACAAUCUGGAAAGAGCUCUGAAGGUGUGGAUGGAAACAACAUAAAUGACCACACCACCAAGAGCAACUCCAAACGAAAAGGAGAUAAUGUUAAUUCUGUUUCGAAGAACGCUAUGAAGAGGUCUAGAAAGGCCACUCCUAAUUCAUAAUUAACUCUUGCAGCAACCAUGUAGUGGUGGUGGUGUUUUCUUGCUUGCAUUUAGAUGUGAAGUUGCCUGCUGAAUGUUACAAAGUUCACACUGAGAUAAAAUAGUCUCGUCACUCCGUAUAUCCAUUAAUCCCUUGCGGAAUAAAUCUCAAUUGAUAUACAAGAUGUGUAGAUCAAUUUCUCUUCUUUUUUUUUUUUUGUCUACUUCUGUCUUGGUGUGUUGGUGCUAAAGUUUCAAGAUGUAUGUGUAGUGUAGCAUGAACAGUGCCAUGUGAGAGAGUUUUGUGCUCAGAGGUGCUGCAGGGUGCUUAAUGG
Molecule: messenger RNA, 1616 nt
Organism: Rubroshorea leprosula
Lineage: Eukaryota; Viridiplantae; Streptophyta; Magnoliopsida; Malvales; Dipterocarpaceae
Source: the annotation of a GenBank genome assembly